AUGGAGUAUCUAAAGAAUCCGGGGAAAGGAGUAAUUACUGAUGUCAAGGGAAGGUUGAGAUGCUACAAAAAUGACUGGCUCCAUGCAUUUCAUUCUGGUCCCGGGAUUAUCGCUCCCAUGGCAUUCAUGUUCUUCGCUUCGGCUAUUCCUGUCAUUGCUUUCGGCGAGCAGUUGAGUAAAGCCACAGAUGGGGCCUUGACCCCCGCGGAGACACUCAUGUCGACAGCCUUGUGUGGUGUUAUCCACGCAAUAUUUGGCGGGCAACCAUUGUUGAUUUUAGGAGUCGCGGAACCAACAAUUAUAAUGUAUUCGUACUUAUAUUCUUUUAUCCAAACUAGGAUCGGGAAAGAGUUGUUCUUAGCUUGGGCCGGAUGGGUAUGUACAUGGACGGCAUUGUUCUUGUUACUUAUUGCCACGUUCAAUUUGUGCGCUAUCAUCCAUCGAUUCACAAGGCUUGCCGGGGAGUUAUUUGGGAUGUUGAUCGCGGUCCUUUUCAUUCAAGAAGCCAUCAAGGGUAUAAUAGAAGAAUUCAAUGUUCCGGAAGACGAAGAAGGUAGUACCGAAGAGAAAUAUCAUUUCCAAUGGUUGUAUAUAAAUGGAUUGCUUGCAGUUAUUUUUGCUACUGGUGUCCUUUUGACUACCUUGAAGAGCCGAAAUGCUCGAUCUUGGGUAUAUGGGACAGGUUGGUUUAGGAGUUUCAUUGCAGAAUAUGGAGUUCCGGUAGCGGUCAUAAUUUGGACCGCGCUUUCAUUUGCUAUACCAUCAAAGAUUCCUUCUGGAAUUCCGAGGAGACUCGAUGCUUCUUUUCCAUGGAAAUCGAACUCUCAUUGGGAUACAAUUGUGGGCAUGGGAAGGGUACCCGGCGGCUACAUCUUCGCGGCCAUCAUUCCAGCUUUGAUGGUCGCUGGUUUAUAUUUUUUCGACCACAGUAUAGCUGCUCGGAUGGCUCAACAGAAGGAUUUCAACCUAAAAAAACCAUCGGCCUUUCACUAUGAUGUCUUUUUGCUCGGGAUCAUGACGUUUAUAUGUGGAAUACUUGGACUUCCUCCUUCGAAUGGAGUACUUCCACAAUCUCCUAUGCAUACGAGAAGUCUUGCCAUUCUUAAAAGGCAGAUGGUUCGAAGGAAAAUGGUGCAACGCGCAAAGGAUGGAAUUGAGGAGAAAGUGAGCCACUCUGAAAUAUACGGUCGAAUGCACGACGUGCUCAUUGAGAUGGAGGCUUCUUCCCCUCCGAAAACGGUUAAACAAGAUUUGACAAAUUUAAGAGAAUCUGUAGUGAAACACGAUGACAAAGGGAAUAAAAAGGAGGAAUUUGACCCUGAGAAAUGUGUCGAUCUCCACUUGCCGGUCCUAGUAAACGAGCAACGGCUAAGCAACUUAGGACAAUCCAUACUUGUCGGGGUUGCCGCAUGCGCCAUGCCCGUGAUUCGGCUGAUACCAACCUCAGUAUUGUGGGGAUACUUUGCCUAUAUGGCAAUUGAUAGUCUUCCGGGGAAUCAAUUUUGGGAGAGAUUGUUGUUCCUCUUUGUUACCAAACAACGUCGUUACAAAAUCAUCGAAGAAUUGCAUGCAUCGUACAUUGAAUCGGUGCCGUUCAAAUACAUAUUCAUGCUUACGGUGUUUCAAAUCAUGUACCUUAUGGUGUGCUUCGGAAUCACAUGGAUUCCUAUAGCCGGGAUCUUGUUCCCAUUUCCGUUCUUCCUUCUUAUAUUCAUAAGAGAGCGUCUUCUCCCCAAGGUGAUCCCGACCCAACAUCUUCAAGACUUAGAUUCCCCUGAGUACGAGGAAGUUUAUGGGCACUCGUAUAUGCCUAACGAUCAACAUCGCAAGAAAGGAGAAUCAGAAGGAGAUGAAAAUGAAGUAGAAAUGUCUCCCGAAGAAAUAUUAGAUCUUAUGACAACCCAUAGAGGUGAAUUCAAGCAUAGGUCUUUGAGCUACCACCAUCCCUCGAGAAAACAUCAUCAGCCUCAGGGUUUACAGGCAAGUUCUUCUGCGACACAAUGA
This is a messenger RNA of Andrographis paniculata, 2004 nucleotides long. RefSeq names its product probable boron transporter 7. The transcript has 13 exons. Gene Ontology annotation, molecular function: solute:inorganic anion antiporter activity. Bases 1 to 2004 code for a protein of 667 amino acids. The record is from RefSeq and is a predicted model, not a curated record. Lineage: Eukaryota; Viridiplantae; Streptophyta; Magnoliopsida; Lamiales; Acanthaceae. Gene Ontology annotation, biological process: monoatomic anion transport; monoatomic ion homeostasis; transmembrane transport. Gene Ontology annotation, cellular component: plasma membrane.